Messenger RNA from Sinocyclocheilus rhinocerous, 2561 nucleotides. It is a transcript of the gene otx1, whose product is annotated as orthodenticle homeobox 1. The coding region runs from base 449 to 1420 and encodes 323 amino acids. The record is from RefSeq and is a predicted model, not a curated record. Lineage: Eukaryota; Metazoa; Chordata; Actinopteri; Cypriniformes; Cyprinidae. Gene Ontology annotation, biological process: multicellular organism development; regulation of transcription by RNA polymerase II. The transcript has 4 exons. Gene Ontology annotation, cellular component: nucleus. Gene Ontology annotation, molecular function: RNA polymerase II cis-regulatory region sequence-specific DNA binding; DNA-binding transcription factor activity, RNA polymerase II-specific.
GGUUAGGAGAAGGUGAUCAAUCUCCAUCCGUCUACAUUAGCAAUCACCUUAAACUAGUGACAGACACGAACGAGAAAGCCAAAGCAGAUGAGUUUAAUGUACUUGGUUUUAAACCCCGGGAACACACUCUGAAUAGACUACAAGAAGUCCAGCUAAAGGCCAGACACGUGCGCUAUAUCAACAUUGCUGCAUAUCUGCAGCUUUGAGGAGAGUUUUAGACGACAUUUAUUUGGUGAGGUUCCGAGGUCGGUUUGCCUUCCUGAACUCUUGCAUUGGUGGAUAUUUUUUAUCGUCUGUUCAGACUGCAAAAAAAAAUAAAAAAUCAGAAGAGAAGGACGGAGGGUUCUGAAAAAAGUAACUUAAAUUGGGUCCGUCCUUCGUCAAACUGCAACAUCGGGGGAAAUCGAACUAUUGGCAAGAUCUGGGGGGACCCGUGACUGCCUCUAGCAUGAUGUCAUACCUCAAACAGCCCCCCUACGCCAUGAACGGCCUGGGGCUGAGCGGCGCAGCCAUGGACCUACUGCACCCGUCGGUCGGAUACCCAGCAACGCCCAGAAAGCAGAGGCGGGAAAGAACGACGUUUACGCGCUCACAGCUUGACAUUCUCGAAUCGCUCUUUGCCAAAACUCGUUACCCGGACAUAUUUAUGAGAGAGGAGGUGGCACUGAAGAUCAACCUUCCCGAGUCCAGAGUUCAGGUGUGGUUUAAGAACCGUCGCGCUAAAUGUCGUCAGCAGCAGCAGAGUGGCAGCAGCACAAAAGCUCGGCCCGCAAAGAAGAAAUCCUCACCCACCAGGGAGAGCACGGGCUCAGAGAGCAGCGGCCAGUUUACCCCUCCUGCUGUCUCCAGCGCUGGCUCUUCCUCCUCCUCCUCUUCCUCAACCAAUAACACAGGCAUCAGUAGCACCUCUACCUCUAUCAGUACUGUCUCCUCAAUCUGGAGCCCUGCCAUUUCUCCAGGCUCUGCACCCCCGUCUGUCUCCCUGCCGGAGCCCGUCGCUCCCUCAAACACCUCCUGCAUGCAGCGCUCCGUCUCAGGCACUGCUGGCUCCUCCUACCCCAUGCCCUACAACCAGACCACUGGCUACAGCCAGGGCUACCCGGCUCCUUCCGGUUCUUACUUCAGCGGAGUGGACUGUGGCUCCUAUCUGGCCCCCAUGCACACUCACCACCACCCUCAUCAGCUCAGCCCCAUGACGGCGUCGUCCAUGCCCACGCACCCCCACCACCACAUCAGUCAGUCCUCAGGACAUCACCACCACCAUCAUCACCAGGCCUACAGUGGCACUGGCCUGGCCUUCAAUUCUUCUGACUGCCUGGAUUACAAGGAGCAAACAGCCUCCUCCUGGAAGCUCAACUUCAACACUACAGACUGUUUGGACUACAAAGACCAAGCGUCCUGGAGGUUCCAAGUCUUGUGAUCUGAAUUUUUUUUUUUAAAUGCCCUCCAUUUUCACCAUCUCUGUUUUAAUAGUGUGCUGAGUUUAAGGGAAAAAAUAUAUAUAUGGACUUGCAGAUUUUAACAAAAUAGUUAGAUGUUCGUCACAUUUUUAAAAGUUAGCCCCCUUUUUUUUUUAGAGAGAAAAGAAAGGGGGAAAGCGGCAAAGUUGUGGAGGGAAAUGAAAGCUAGUUUUCCCCUUUUUGUUUAUGAAGAGAAUUCGAUUUCCUCGACGACCCAGAGUUCUGGUUCUGAAGUGUUCUGCGGACUCGCGUCACUCUCCUGCCUGAUCUGGAUUACCGUUUUUCUACACAGGACACUGAACGCUCAGCGACCGCUUUACCUCCACCUCUCAAACCCUGUACAGCUGUUUCGUUUUCUAAAUAUGGUUAUUUUUUAGGAUGACAGAUUCUAGUCAGCUUAACGGAGCUGAAUUGUGUACAUAUGUAUUUGGGUCAGUUACAUUGACCAUAUUUAGUUGGUGUUACUGGAUUUCAAAUGGUUUAAUAAGACUUUGAAACGACUUUAUGUAAAUCUUUUUCCCAAAUAAUCCAAAGAUCAAGAAUUGGCCGCUGUACUUAUUUGAUAUACUGAACCAUUUUUUGUUACCCUGAAAAAAAAUAAAUAAAUAGGAUUUUAUAUUGAACACCGUGUGGAAAAAAUUAAAAUUUAGAAAAAAAGAAUCUUAAUUAUACGUUGGACAUUUUUAGAGCUGGGGGUGGGGGGAUAUUUGGCUGUGAUAUUCCAUUAGGUAAACCUAGCAUUUGAAGAUUUGUUGCGGUGAAGGAGCACGGGCAUGAUUAAAAUUGUUGGAUGCAUUUAACAGCACUUGACUUAAUUGCUCUAACCGAAAAAGAAAAAAAAACAUGUGGAUGAUGAAAUGUGGUUUAAGGAAGAAUUCCCAAAUGCCAGUGAAAAGCCGAAUGUACUGCAGGCGCAGAUCAUUACAUUCAUGUCCGUAAUAAAGAUCAGUUAACUACCAAACUUUCACAUGACUUCUGACUGGGGUAUGUCAAAUUUUAACAUCCAACAUUUACUUUCGUGUUGCAAAUGUUUUCAACUCUCAACGAACGUAUAAAUAAAUAAAAAAUACAAUAAACGCACCUCAAUUUUAUUUAUUUGGU